UUACAGACAGAUGCCCUGCACCACAGUGUGGGAGAGCGCCCAGAGAGUCAGGAGGAGGGAGACAGUCAGCGAGUGCAUUGAGCCACCAGGCAAUACACAAUCUGCAGCGCAGCCUCAUCUCCAGGAAGUCCUCUUGAGUCAUCCCGCCUGUACCUGUGGAGUGGAGGUCUGAUGUUCUGACACUAUGCUGCUGAGGCUGCUAUCUCUGCUGCUCAUGGGGUUGGACUGCUUCCUGGGAGCGCCGGCAGGUAGAGAGGUCUACAGAAUGCCCCAGAAUGCCCUCAAAGCUUUGUCUGAUCGUGGCACUGUGGUUCUGGAAGCAGCCAUGGCAAGUGCUUUGUCCACUCUGGAGCGUGCAUCAUCUGAGAGAAGCCAGGCAGAGGCAGGCUGCCGGGGUUGUGUCCCUUGUCUGUUUCAGAACUGUGGACAGCUGUCCGGAUCCUGCUUGUCACCAUCUAGUGCCUCCUCAGAGCCCAGCUGCGAUGUGAUCAGCAAAGCUCAGAAGCUCCAGGCCGAGGCAGAGCGGAGUUGGGCUCUGAGUCAGGUCUGUGCGUACUAUCAGCACCGCUGCCCGCCCACCGAAGUAAACACUGAAAGCUGCAUCAGGAUCAUGGGGGAGAGUUGCAGUGCUCGCGUACUCCAGUGCAGCCUGCUCAACACAAUGCAGAACCUGGAACCUGCAACGCAGACACAGGCACAGGCAGCGUGUGGUCGAAAGUUGUCUUCUGUGCAGAACAUCACACAACCUCGUUCCAGGAUAGUGGGUGGCUCUCCCGCUCCUCCAGGCAGCUGGCCCUGGUUGGUCAAUCUGCAGCUGGACGGUGCUCUGAUGUGUGGAGGGGUCCUGGUGGACAGUUCCUGGGUGGUCACAGCUGCACAUUGUUUUGCCGGCAGCCGCGGCGAGAGCUCCUGGACAGCUGUGGUGGGGGAAUUUGACAUCACCAAGACAGAUCCUGAUGAGCAGGUUCUCAAAGUGAACCGCAUCAUUUCUCAUCCAAAGUUCAACCCAAAGACUUUCAACAACGAUCUCGCCUUGGUAGAGCUUACAUCCCCUGUGAUCCUGUCAGAACAUGUAACCCCAGUUUGCCUUCCUUCCGCCAUGGACCCCCCCACAGGCACACCAUGUCUGGUAGCAGGAUGGGGGUCCCUCUAUGAGGACGGUCCAUCUGCUGACGUGGUGAUGGAGGCCAAAAUUCCUCUGUUGCCUCAAAACACCUGUAAGAGCGCUCUAGGGAAAGAACUGGUCACCAGCACCAUGUUCUGUGCUGGUUAUCUCUCUGGGGGGAUAGAUUCUUGCCAGGGGGACUCUGGAGGCCCCCUGAUUUAUCAGGACCUUAUUUCAGGUCGCUUCCAACUUUAUGGCAUCACCUCAUGGGGAGAUGGUUGUGGAGAGAAAGGCAAACCUGGAGUUUACACGCGAGUGACGGCUUUCUCUGACUGGAUUCAAGCCGAGAUUCAAAAGUCAGUUGGAAGCCGGGAGCCAACGUGUCCAGAUCUUCUGAAGACAACUGACAUGACAGAGGAGGAGCAGCGGUCAGAGUUUGGCUCUCUGUGUCGGUUUUACACACUGACCUGUCCUCCGGGUCAGUCUGUCAGCUCCUGCACCCAACUGGCUGAAGAAAAGUGCCUCAACCGCUUCAAGAAAUGCCAGCUGCGCUCCUUCCUGCAGAGCUUGUUGGACUUGCUCCAGAGGGCUGAGGAUUACAUCAGAGAUCGCGUGGACUUGACUUUCUUCACACAGACUCUGCCUCAGCUUGUGGAGCACAUCUACAACACAGCUUUCACUCCCAGCAGAGAGAAGAGAGACCUCCGCGUGAUUCCAAGCCUCACGCAGAUUAAAGAACAUGUUGGUGCAGCAAAGUCAGCAGAGCUGGAUCUACCAGCCCUAUUCAGGAAUGUCGGAUCCUCGGUGGACGACUGGGAGAACUACCUGAGAGACAUAGCAGAUGAUGUGGAUGACCUGCAUCCUGAAGACUCAUCUACAGCCGACAGACAAGAGGACUACCUGUUUUCACAGUCACAAGAUUCCUUGGUACAGCGGCUCACCGUACAAUACCCAACUAUAAUUUCCUCUCUUCUUUCCAAACUGGGCUCUAAAGCUCCUCCUCCCAUGCUGCACCUGGACUUUUUUCAUCUCCUGGAAGCUCCUCCAAACAAUCCAUCUUUUUUUGCCUCCCCCACCAGCACACCAAGCCUUUCUGAUCCAUUUGCCCUAAAUGGAAAAAUCCAAGAACCUUGGUCACUUCUGUCUGCCCGGAUAAGUGAAACUCAAAAGAUAAGGACAAGAGAUGAAGGUGAAGCUGUGCUGAGCGGAGAAACAGAGGAAACCACAUCAGAGGAUUUUACAUUUGCAAAUAUAGAAAGUAUAAAAAAAAUACAACUAAAGUCUCCAACACAGACAGUUCCUGUCAUCCAGCAAGGCAUCAGUGAAACUCACACAGAUGCUUCUCAGCCCAGACACCCUGUCAAACCUUUAAAUCUUCACAGAAAAUACAGGAGUCUUCUUCAAAAGAGACAGACAGCUGUUGCCAGUGGAAAAACAGUUUGUCCUGGACUAAGGGAGUCUUCACAGCAGAUAGUCCGAAUCAGAGACUCUUACAGCUGGGUCUUAAACAUCCCAAGCAGGAAUUUGCACAUGAGCUUCCAGGAGGUGUUAGUGGAUCUAAACUCAAAGAAUGAUCGAGGACUUUAUCAGGCACGGAUCAAAGCUGUGGUGGGGGGACGGCCCUUGACAUUUUACAGCCUCGUGGGCCUGGAGAAUGAAUCUUUCUAUCGCAGUUUGCCAAGAAUCCUCGCUUUGGCACUAGAAGCACUCAAGACUUAAAGUUGAAAAAGAGGAUUUUAGGUUUUUACCUGCGCUGCUCUGGAAUUGAAAAGGCUCAUUUUAAAAGGAAUCCGGUGCACAAACUUUCCCAGCAGUCUCCUGUGAAAAGCUCCCUUUUGAUGCCCUCUUUGACUCCAAGUGCAAACAUGAAUGUAUGCCAUUUUAGGCCAUCAUCCACGCCACAGGUUUUCAUGUGGUUGGAGAAAAAAGCCACUUUUAACUUAUGAAUCUGUACAAAAUAAGUUAUUUGAUAUUGUCUUUUUCAAAACCUGAGCUUCUUGGGAAGCUCAGAUACUUUUUGUGCUAUUCUUGCAAUAUUUAUUUGUAAAAAUAAAAGUGUUUGUAUUUUUGUAAAAAAAAAAAAAAAAAAGAAAGAAAAGGUAAAUAUAUGCACAUACAAAUAAACUUCUGUGAAUAAAAUUGCACUUUGGUUGACUUUAAUUAGAAAUAUUUUAAACAAAUUAUUAGAAAAUAUAAAUGCAUUAAGAGAGUUUUACCACUGAGUUUAGAAAAUGUGCAGUUCUCCAAACAAAAAAAAAAGGCAAAUAGAAAAACAACAGAGUAAUACUUGAUUUUCUUGGAUGUUAAUUCUGCAUUUUCACUUGUGGAAUCAACUUUUUAGUUGAGCUUCAGUCCUCCAGCUUUUUCUGAUCAGCUCCAUUUGUCAGCUUUUUUUAUCUUUCAAUAACUGGUCGUGCAGAUCUAAUUGACUUUCAUGGCAUAAUUGCCAUUAAAUAGCAAUACCAAAGCUCACUAAACAAUAUUCAGCAUAACAGUGGUUCUUGUAUCAGGAAACAUGUACUCCUGGGUAUACUUUGUCCUUUUUUUCAUUUACCCCCCCCCCCAAUAAAUACAUUUGACUACUUUUAGUAACUUUUACCCUAAAGUAUAAAUGUCCAAAGUCCUUCCAUAACAUUCACAUUUUCUACUGGCCCCCAGGCUCCUGUCAU
Oryzias latipes (Japanese medaka) is the source of this 3774-nucleotide messenger RNA. It is a transcript of the gene prss56, whose product is annotated as serine protease 56. Gene Ontology annotation, molecular function: serine-type endopeptidase activity. NCBI's taxonomy places the organism in Eukaryota, Metazoa, Chordata, Actinopteri, Beloniformes, Adrianichthyidae. Gene Ontology annotation, biological process: proteolysis. The record is from RefSeq and is a predicted model, not a curated record.